Molecule: messenger RNA, 3830 nt
Organism: Exophiala oligosperma
Lineage: Eukaryota; Fungi; Ascomycota; Eurotiomycetes; Chaetothyriales; Herpotrichiellaceae
Exons: 4
Coding region: 652-2553 (633 amino acids)
Biological process (GO): DNA-templated transcription
Molecular function (GO): zinc ion binding; DNA binding
Source: RefSeq, a predicted model, not a curated record
CGUCGGGGUGAUGUUCAGAACCACUUCAGACUGCGCGGACCUUUACCAUAUGUACUCCAUCCUCCCUUUUCCAGAUUGCGAACUCGCAAUCCCGCUACCAUCAAGUCGGACUAUGAAGUAGCUUCCUUACACCUUUAAAUCUCUACCACGUGUCAUGGGGCGCUUCCCGACACCCAGCGCUUCAGGCCAUUCACAAUCUACCAGGCGCUAUAUUGCACAGAGAGAGAUCACAACAGCUGCGCUACCCGGGACAAACGCCGCAACCAAGGGCGCAGACGGACCACAUACAACACUCCAUGACCCGCGUCGAAUACAGCAUGCGUGCGAGCCUUGCAGGCUGAAAAAGACGAAAUGCAACGGAGAAAAGCCCGUAUGUAGGCGUUGUCGUGGAUUGGGAUUUGUGUGCGUCUACGCAGACAAAAAGCGGGACAAAGCAAAGAAGAUCGGCAAGAAGCUAGCUGAUUGCGAGGCUUUGCCCAAAGUUUUGGCGAACAGAGUUCUCGAGCCCGAGGCGAAGUUCAUAAAGGCAUAUUUAGGAGAAGUAUGGAAUUCCUAACCGUGUAACCAUGUGGUGUUAAAUGCAUUAGGAAACCGCGAGAGACUCGGAUAUACAAGACACCGACGUUGAAGCUGCUCCCCGGACUGGGACUAAUGAACACCGGGGGACUUCUGCAACCAAUUCUGAAGAUUCAACCUCUGACCGGAGAGACCCCGUACGGUACAAAAGAGGAUUUUACGCGUGAAGGGGCGACAGUAACUGGCUUUAUGGGGCCGACUUCCGAGGUGACUUGGAUGCAGACUGUACUGAAUGAUAACAAUCUCGACGGCUUGCGGCCAACCUCGACGCGUCCUCCUAGCGACGCCAAAAAGCACAAUACUGGCUCCCCUCUAUCAAGUUCCGGACAACCUCAUGGAAAUGCCACAUCCCGUGUGGCGGAGGCAGAUCACUACUUCACGAUAAACAGCAUGAGUUACCAUUUGGACGAUACUCCCCUGUCCACCUUAGAACGUGUUGAACCAUACGAAAUGCCACAGGCCGAGACUGCCCAGUUUCUGUUUUAUACUUAUCUCCAACACGCGCAGUCAACGUUCCCCAUCAUUGGAAAAUCAACCUUUACAUCACAAUUUCACCGAUUCUUGUCGAAUCCCUUUCAAAGACCUCCUCACCUGUGGCUCGCAAUUAUCAAUACUAUUUUUGCCAUUGCCGCCAGGUAUGCCACCCUUGUUCGGGCCGACGGUAACAGAAAUAUCGAAGACCAUCUUGUGUACUUCAACUGGGCCAGAUAUCUCGCUAUCAAUAGCGAGACAUUGUUCGACUUCCCAGACCUGCAGCUUAUCCAGGUAUUCGGAUUGAUGUCUUUCUAUUUUCUCUGCACCAGCCAAAUCAACAGAGCUUGGGUAUUGAUAGGGAUUGCUAUGUCACAUGCAACGGCCCUUGGCCUGAACUUACGGAACGACAGUACCCAAUUAAAAGACCAAUUGAAGGAAAUCCGCUACCGAGUUUGGUGGAGCCUCUAUGUUCUCCAGCAUCGACUCUGCAUAAUUACCGGACGCGUCCCUUGUGUCUUCGACCAACAAUGCUCAACGCCGCUCCCAGCUCCCCUGGAAGAGAACGAAUUUGAUACAGACAGAGGUUUGGAGCUCCUUGGCAAGGAAUACCAACAUGGUCCUCGAGCACCCUCUUCAAAUAUCUAUGUCCGGAACCGUUCGACAUCCACAUGUUCUACCGAUGGAGAUCGCUCUUUUCCGCCGCACCAACGAUCCCAAUCAUCUAGAACCAUAUCGAUGCCACAAGUUGGAUUAUACUGGGCAAAAGAUGUUAUAGCUAACCCAUCCCUUUAUUUUCUCCAUCUCACGCAGUUAGCAAGACUCAGCCAAAGUAUCCUUUCUCAGAUUCACAGCAUUGCUACUGGCAUCCAUCUGCAGUCCCGACUCGAAGAUAUUGAAAUUCAACUCGAAGAUUGGGUUCGCAAUCUUCCGCCCGUUUUCGACUUCCGGUGCAACAAUAAGGAACAGAGUUCCCGUGCUCUCAGACUUAGUCUAGUGUUCUUCUACUAUGGAACACAGCUAAUAACCUAUCGAUCCUUUUUGGACCGAUUGCCAGAUCUAAACCUUACCCGUCAGUCCAAAGGUUCAGAUACUUUCGACUGCUCAGCUGCCACACGUUCCGUUGAAGCCGCGAAGGCUAUAAUCCACCUCGUCCCUGACGAGUCCAAUGCUGAAGAUAUUAUGCAGUGUGGGCCUUGGUGGUCUGUUUUACCCUGGCUCGUGCAAUCAACUUCGGUCCUCAUUCAUUGGCUAUCUUUCCCUGUGUAUCGUGCAGCUGAAGGUUUCCGCGAUACCUUUGAGACUUUGAAGAAAGCAAUAAGGCUGCUCCACGCACUCGGCGAACGUAACCUCUCUGCCAGCCGAGCUUGGAGCCGAUGCAACUUUACCUUGCGUGCAGUAGCAGCCAAGGCUGAUGUGGACGUUAAUGCUUCCAGAGCAGACUAUCUUUUAUGGUGCUCCUUCAGCACGCGGCACAUUAAAUAUAAGAGGAGUAUCUUCACAUGAAGCCACAACACUUUUUCAGCACUACCCCUCCGCCCGUACGGUCCUUACGGCGACCCAGACACUUUCACCUCCUCAAAGCCGCGCCGGUUUAAAAGGCCUUAUGCUUUUUGACCCCCGACUCGGAUGGAGUGAGCAUGUCGAACUGAACCGUCCAGACGGGGAGUUCUAUCACAAUGCGGCCUAUUGAGACUAGAGACGCGAACGUAGUGAGAUGGUCUUCGUCGUAUAUUGUCGACGCAAAGCUUCUGUAUAUUUCGUCGAAGGUUGGUACGAACCAGGCCAAUCGAAGGUCGCAAGGUUCGGCAUCUGAAGACGGAUGUCAAUUCAAUAACAGUUAUCCUGACACCGUGGCAGUAUGAAUGGCGACGAAAUCGCUUCCAAAACUGACGAAAUAUCCGAUCCUCCCCGCGCCGCAGCAAUGGUUGGCCGCCACAUAAAGUCGAUACUACUACAUUCCUUGAUGUCCAGCUGCGUCCACGUGACGGGUCAAUAGAGUCCCGAAAUCCGAGGAAUAAGGUGUCUAGUUAUAUUGCUUGGUGCGAGAAUCAGGUUCUGGAGGCAGUUGCUUGGCCUAAUUACGGCUGGACAUAGGCAUUGAUCCGAGAUGGCUUGGCUGCAAGCAGGAGAAGGAGGUCGCAAAGUCACUCUUUGGUAUCAAGGGCGCACUACCUAGGUUCCGUCAACGGAUAAAACCUCAUUUUCCAGCUAAUCUAGACCUAGUGCCGCAAUCGAGAAUCUCAGCCAUACCUGGUCGGGCGGUCUCGUAUCUAAUAAGCCUAGCACUCCCGAUUCCCUCCAGGCGAAAGACCCUGUUUCCUCUCUGAAGCUUCCUUCCACAGCCAAUUAGAAGUAACUACCUCACCUGCCUCUCGAGCGAUAGCGUUGCUUCGGGAGAGUGAUCGGACCGAUGAGUGUGAGGCAUGAGAUUGUCCUCUUAUCGGCCCACCGUUAGCCACAUCAUUUACGAACCACAGGUAUCCAGGGCUGCAAAGAAGACUAAUGGAACCUCGAAGCCGCUUAACGAAAAAGCGUAUGUUAAGGUGUCUCGAAGCAGCGACAAUACUGGACUCUAGCGGUAGGAGAAGUAGAACAAGUCACAUCCUCCCAUCUUCGUCAAAACGUAUCCUCCCCUGCUCGAAAGCAACGAUUAUACUACCUCCGAAUUGAAACAGCCCUAAUUCCUCGCCUUUUUCCACCUGUGAACCCUCAGUCCUACACUUUUGGUUAAUUUCCCUGGUUCCCACGUCUGUGGCGCCGCUUGCCACAAAGAGCACACG